This is a messenger RNA of Volvox carteri f. nagariensis, 1077 nucleotides long. RefSeq lists its product as uncharacterized. Gene Ontology annotation, molecular function: RNA helicase activity; ATP binding; nucleic acid binding. Lineage: Eukaryota; Viridiplantae; Chlorophyta; Chlorophyceae; Chlamydomonadales; Volvocaceae. Gene Ontology annotation, cellular component: nucleolus. The annotation marks the transcript as partial. The record is from RefSeq and is a predicted model, not a curated record. The transcript is spliced from 4 exons.
AACCAAAGUAUGUCCUUCCAGGACCUUGGGCUCGACCCAAGGCUUCUUAGGGCCUUGGGCAAGCGUGGCUUUACAAAGCCAACACCGGUGCAGCUCGAAGCAAUUCCGAGAACGCUAGAGGGCAAGGAUGUCGUCGCUCGCGCGCGCACGGGAAGUGGCAAAACGAUGGCAUACUUGCUUCCUUUGCUACACAAACUUCUGUCGACGGAUAACAUAAGCGGAAGCUUCAGAGCAAUCGUCCUCGUUCCAACGCGUGAACUUUGCCAGCAGGUGGGUCUUUUAAGUUUCCGGCCGCCGGCGCCGCCAACGACCAACGUCCGCGACUCCCAGCACCCCCUUCAUUCGCCCCCAUCGACGCAUGACUCCAUGCGCGUCCCCCGGUCCUGCCAGUGCAUUCUCAUGUCAGCCACCGUCAGCGAGGAGGUGGAGAGGCUGCAGAAGCUGGUGCUGCACAACCCCAUAACUCUCAACCUGGCGGGGGGGCCGGGGGGGACCGGGGCCCCGGGGGCGGCGGAGGGCGGCGGCGAGGGCCGCGGGGGCUUGGCCUCUGGGUCGGGUGUGUCGGCGGACAUUCAGCACUUCUACAUCCAGUGUCCCCGGCCGGACAAGCUGCUCCACGUGCUGGCCCUGCUCCGUCUGGGUCUGGUGCCGAAGAAGGUCCUCAUAUUCGUCAACACGGUGUACGAGGGAGUACGACUGAGGCUGUUUCUAGAGGCCUUUGGUGUACGGCCCGCGCUGCUGAACAGCGAGCUGCCGCUGAACUCCCGGUCCCACAUCCUAGCCUCUUUCAACAAGGGGUUGUUCGACUACCUCAUCGCUACGGAUGACGAUGCGGCGGCGGGCGGGAAGAAGGGCCGGAAGAAGCAGAAGGUGCUGCUGGGCAAGGCGGGCAAGGCGGCCAGGGGGGGUGAGAACGGCGGCGCCCGGAAAGACGCUGAGUUCGGCGUGACACGGGGUAUUGAUUUCAAGGGUGUUCGCACGGUGCUCAACUACGACCCUCCGUCCAGCCUGCAGGGUUACGUCCACCGCGUGGGCCGUACGGGUGAGUGGGGAGAAGAGGGGGGGCCCGGGAAAUGA